This is a messenger RNA of Nymphalis io (European peacock), 7170 nucleotides long. RefSeq names its product protein disabled (gene Dab). The record is from RefSeq and is a predicted model, not a curated record. The transcript has 18 exons. The coding region runs from base 707 to 5200 and encodes 1497 amino acids. Lineage: Eukaryota; Metazoa; Arthropoda; Insecta; Lepidoptera; Nymphalidae.
UAAUUUGAUGUAAAAUACGAAUUAAAGUACUUGGUAUCAUAUUUGAGUUAUAAAUUACUUCAAAAUUGUAAAUAUUAUAAAAUAUUUAAAAUAAAUUCCGCACGAAUAUAAACGUAAAACAAAGAAAUCUAUAUCUUAAUACAUUAGGUGUCAUUUCCAUCAAAUCUUUCGUAAUAACAUUCGACAACAACGGUUAUUCCUUAUAAAUUACGUAAAAAGAAAAUAUAUGCCGAGUAGAAAUUUCAUUGACGGGAUCAUGAAACUUGUACGAAGUAGAGAUCGGGGGCGAAUAUUGAUCAAGGGUUGUAUUGCGCGUGUGUGCGCGCACCCCUCACACCGAUAGGGCGUUGCGCGCGCUAAUGUGCGUGCGUGUGUUGUCCAUGUGCCAGCGAGCGAGCCGGGAUCUUUCUGUGCCGACUGAGUUUAUAAUAAACACUAAUGAUCUAUUUAAUGCUUGUAUCUAUCGUUAUCUAUUCAACUUCGAACUAAAUGUGACUUUUUUCGAGAUGUGAAGUAAUUCGCCGCGACCGCACUCGUGAACUGGCCGCGAUGGCACCGUAAAAAUCAAUAAAUCUCCCAGUGGAACUCGUAUAUUGCAUUCUACUCAGUGACUUUACUAACAGUGUCACAAAUGAAUAAAUCGCGAGUGAAUGCGAAGUGUAUUUGCUUUACAGUGCGGCCGUAAGGUCUGUAAGGCGAGUUCCCGAUGUUCAAUCACAAGUUACCGACUGACUUUCCGAUGCAAACCCUCCGUAAGAAAACCAGCCCUUGCAAAUUCAUUUAUGAACCUCUCGCAGACAAGAACGAGCCGGGUCGCUUCCUCGGCGAAGGUGUCUCGUUUCGCGCCAAACUUAUCGGCGUACUCGAGGUACCGGAGGCGCGGGGUGACAGAAUGUGUCAGGAGGCGCUUGCAGACUUAAAGAUGGCUAUUAGAGCGGCAGGGGAGCAUAAACAGAGGAUACAGGUCCAUGUUGCCAUCGAUGGACUGCGCCUGCGCGAUGAUAAGACCGGUGAUUCUUUGUACCAUCAUCCUGUCCAUAAGAUAUCAUUCAUCGCGCAGGACAUGACUGACUCUCGUGCAUUCGGAUACAUAUUUGGAUCUCCUGACACCGGUCAUCGCUUCUUUGGCAUUAAGACUGAUAAAGCAGCUAGUCAAGUAGUUAUAGCAAUGAGGGACUUAUUUCAAGUAGUAUUUGAACUUAAGAAAAAAGAAGUUGAAAUGGCAAAGCAGCAACUCGAAGGGAAAAAUGUUACCAGUAGUCUUAUAAGGCAUACCACUAGUACUGUUACAGAUACAAAAACAAAGAUUAUACCAAUGACUGGGGAGCCUAGUUCUUCUAUAUCUAAACCGGAAGGUGGUGGAGAAGGGGGCGUCGCGGAAUUGGUAGACUUGGAGCAAGAACUGUGCUCGCUGAGAAGAGGUCUCACGCAGGUCGAGGGUCUGACGCCUUCCACUGAUCCUUUCGGAGACUCGUUUAUUAUCCCUGCUCAGAAGGGCCUGCUGCCCCCUCCCCCCGGCGCGCCCCGCGGCCGCGCCCCCCCGCGCUCGCUGAGCCCCGGCAAGCCCGUAUCCUUCGACCUUUCGUCCGUCGCGGGAGACUACGAACCCAAGCCCGCCACGCUGGUGGACGAGCCGGACCCGCCGGUGCACUCGCAGGCCGCGUCCGCCUCCGCCUCCGCCUACGACGUGUUCACGGAGUUAGACCCGCUCGGCACCGGCCGGAGUAAACCUUACGUUGACAAAAAACUCUUCUUUCAGGAGCUCAAAAACCCACCAAAGAAAGUGCUCAAAGACCUCGUACCGCCGGCGCAUUCCCUCCUAUCCGAUAUCUUGCCGGGCCCGAGCGAGACGCGGGCGGAGGCCUACGGGCCGCCCACCGCCCUGAGCUCCCUGUCUCGGCAUUCCGGCGGCACGGUCGCGAUCGCUAAGCCGACCCGGCCGACAUUCUCGUCCGACUUUUUCACGUCCGAUCCGUUCGCGGAGACCGACCCAUUCGACAACACCGACCCCUUCAGGGACGACCCCUUCACGAGCGUUCAGGAUUUCCCGAAGCUCUCCUCACUAAGGACCGAGGAGCCGAAGGGCGACUUCAGUAAGGAAUUGAUACAGGAUAAGCCGGAGCCGGAUGCGGCCCGGAACGUGUUCAAUGGUCCGCUGCAGGUGUCGCUGCCGCCGGAGCCGGCGCCCAAGUCGCCGCGACUGCCGCGACAGAACACGAACACGAGUACUAUAAGACAGCGUCCACACGCGAGCUCCAAGCUGAACGCCGAGAGCGCAUCGCCCCCUCCCCCUCUGCCCCCCAAGAAGAUCGCCGAACUCAGCCUGAUCCCGCCGCCGCGUCCACCACACGACCACGAGGAUAUGGAAGAGUCGGAAACGCCACCGUUGCCAAAACCCGCCAGAAAGAAGGAGCCUUUGGCGGACCGCAGCACGAAGCCGCGCCAGUCGUCGCUGGCCACGACCAGCAGCGAGGACGAGUACCUGACGCCGGUACCGCCGCCCCUGCCAGCUGCCAAGCGCUUCGACAUCACACUCAGCCAGCUACUCACACUCACUAUGGACGACUUAGCCGCCAGACUCCGCGUACCAGCUACCACAUUAUCCUCAAUGACUCUACCUCAACUCACAGAGUACCUCAGAUCCUAUGUGGCGACAGAAAAUGAGAAAUCGCACGUACACUUGGACCCAACCAAACGGCCAGAGAAAGAAAAAAUAACUCCAAUUAUACCUGAAAUAUCCGCACCCUCAAAAGUACCAGAAAAACCCGUCACGAAAGCGCCCCUAACUACAGAUUUCAAACCACAGUUUGAAGAUAAUUUCGCUCCGACUGAAACGUCAGACGGUUUUGUAGCCAAUUUCGACGACUUUGACCAAAAAGCUAAUCCCUCCUACGACAAAUAUGCAGCAUUUAGAGAAAUACAAGAACAAGAAUUAAAAGCAAAGUCAAUAUUAGAUCCUAUUGCGUCAGAAAUAAAACAAGAAGAUGACAAGGAGGUAACAUCAAUAGUUGAUUUAAUAAAAACUGAAGAACCUAAAGUUGAGGAAAGUAAAGAAUUAGACAAGAGCCCUUUGAAGAGCUUAGACGAGCUAACGAUAGACUCGUUCAAUAUGUUUCGUAAUUCUGUAAGUCCGAAGCCAAUCGAUGCGAAAAUCGAAGACAUUAAGACGGUCAUGAAGAAUUUGCAAAUAGAAAAAGCUAGGCGUAGUGUCUCACCUCGCGAUAAUGGUGUACCAGAGACAAAAUCUGACGAGAACAACGACAGGUAUGCUGCUUUACGUGAAAUAACUAUAAUAGAACCUCCGGACGAAUUCGAAUCGAUACCACCAGAAGCGCCCAAGGAACGGAAGAAGUCUGAUGAAAAAUCGGACGGUUUUGAUAAUUCGGAUUUUUUCGACUGUAUCGAUAAUAGCUCCCUAUCUUUCAAUGUGGAGGAUGCUUUCAGAAAGAGCCCAGGAGUGAAGGAUAAGGAAGAGGAAAAGAAAGUGGAAGAAAAGAAAGAGACGCCAAUAGAGGUAAUGCCCGUGAGAGAUUUGCAACCGCCGACGCGGCUUUCUGCUGGGUCCAUUAGUGAUGUGAAUAGCGGCUCUUCACCAGAUACUAAAGAGAGGUGCCUUCCCCCCGUGAUGUCGGUGGGGGGCCUCACGCGCCUGGGCUGGGGCGAGGGCUGGUCCUCCGACUCGCGGGACUCGGAGCCGCGCACUCGACGACGACGGACGCACAACAGGGGACUAUCUGUGCAAACGUCGUCGUCGUCGCGCGACGCGUCCCCGUGGGACGACGAGCCGCCGCGCCGCCCCGCGCGCCGCGAGCGCCCCGAGCGACACAAUUCUUCCGGUUCUAGAGAAUGUCUAGACUCGGGCAGUGGAAGGGAGAAGGAAAAGCCGAGAGAUAAACGUGGCAGUAGAGAUAUAGAUUUGAAUAGAGAAGGUAGAGAAUCCGCCAGGGACCGGAGAGACUCCGGUAGCGGGAGAGAUAGGCGUGACGUCAGCAAGGAGAGAGAGCACAGGGACCAUAGGGAGAGGGGCCGGCGUGAUCGGAGAAGUAGAGAGAGAGAGAAGGAUACGUGGAGUAGAGAGAGGAAUUACAGUAGAGAGAGAGAUUACAGAGACUCGCGGAGCAGGGAGCGGUCGAAAGAUUACAGAGACAUGGACCGGCAUAGGAAACCUAUACAUUCAUACGACGAUGAAGACUACAGUGAUGGCGGCUCUGGUCGGUCUUCUCCCCGGGAGAGGUGGCCCGACCAGCGCUGGAGGCGGGAUGAGAGAAAUUACGGUUCUUUAGGAUGGCGAGAAACCCGGCGGAGGAAUGAGUUGAGACAAAAUGAAGAUCCAAACGAAAGGAGAUAUGGGUCUACACUGGGCUGGCCGGGACGUCGCUCGACAACUAUCGCUUCUCGACGGGAAGUCGAGCGGGAAAUGCGAGACGCUCGAGAAUCUGCUCGAGACUCGCGUGACACUCGCGAUUCAGGUCGCGAUUCGGGGAGAGAUUCGAGAGACCCUCGGGACUCGGGUAGGGACUCUCGGGACGCGCGGGACUCCGGUAGAGAUUCGGGAAGAGACUCGCGCGAUCCGCGGGAUUCGGGACGCGAAUCGGGACGGGAUUCGAGAGACGCCAGGGACUCCGUGCGGGACUCCCGAGAUCCGAGGAGGCGGCGACGUGAGGAACCUCGGACUAGGCCCCGCGAUUACCGCUUUUCGAACGAUUUUUCCCCGCGGGAGAGAGAGCACACAUCGCCUUUCGACAACGAUUUCCAAGACACACCCACACCGACUACGAAGAAACGAGCCCCGUACUCCUGUCUAGAGGGAACGAGAUUCGCAUUCGAACUCGAAGACUCGACGGCUUCCCCUUUAUCGGGCAGCUCAGCACGAGCGCGCGACGGGGACUCCCCGGCGACACGGUUCCGGUUCGACUCGGACUCGCUGUCACCUCGCUCAAUGUUCGAGGACGACUUUACGACUAUCUCCACCCCCAGAGGCCGGACCGCCUCCAUCGCCGAGGAGGACGAAGGAGACCUGCCCCCGCUGCGAGCGAAGCCUCAACAGCACAGGGACAUUAAAAAGUCGGAUUCCGUUAAUAUCUUCACCAGGGAGUCAGACCCGUUCGAAGGCGACGCGUUCUUCGCGUGCACGGGCUCGGACAGGGUGGCGCGCCGGGAGAACUGGCCGGGGGACUUCCAGGGCUUUGACAACGCGUGAGCCACACGCAAGCGCUUCGCCGACACGACUGUGACAUUGCCGUUUCGAAGGUCACGUUCAGUUUUCUAAAGUCCAUCUAGUAAAAAUUUGACCAUAGAACAUCAAUAAACAGAAAAGUGCCCUAAGGGCCCAAACGCUUAUUGAUUUAAUAUUAAGUGAAUCGGGACGGUUCUACAUAUAGUUCAGUCAAAUUACAUUACGAACUCACUAUAAAUAAUCGCUAUGCUUGCUACAGAAAGCUACUUUGAUUUAAUAUGUCGAUAAAUGUCUGAUAUAAUUUUCGUCAUCAACAUUUGGAUAUCACUUCAAUCAGAGGAAACUAGAAACUCUAUUUUAUUGUUAACAAUAAUAAUUCCAUUCAAAGUCAAGCUUUUACUUUUAUUAUAAGUCGAGAAAUGACGAUUGAACAAUGAAUCCUACGCUAAUCAAAUUAGAAUAUAAUAUUAAGGAUCUCAUAUUUAUUAAUAAAUGAUACAUUAUACAUUAGAAAACAAGUAAACUAUCACCUCUCACAUUUAAUUAGUAUAUAAACCCUAUUUAUUACUAAAUGUACAAUAAUGAGGUCAUAUAAAAACCUUAGUGUUACGUUUUUAUAAGGUAUGUAUAAAUUUGGACCCUUGUCAAGUUUGUAUAUGCCCUUAGACAACCUGUGAUAUGUAUAAGCAACGCCCAAGCUAUUUAUUUCUUAACGCUUGUUAGUCAUUUCUCAUCAAGUCGGUCCAUUUAACAUAAGUAAAUAUACUUAAAAUAUUAGACAACUGAUAUUAUUAAAAAUCAGUAUAAACCAAAUAUUUAACGAAACAUUAUUUUUUUGGUCAAAAAUUUAUGACAAAUCACAACGCAGCUAGCGACACAGUUACCAAUAGUUACAUAUUAAUGGUGAGUACACUUUUAUUACAUCGCACUGUUUUGUGUAUUAUUUUGGUAGAAAUUCAAAUUAUAACUUUGAUCGCACUAAUGCAUACGUAGCACUACGAAUUAUCUUUUUGGGCACAAUAAUUUAGAACUUCGUUUAUUGGUAUUGUAAAUAUUUUGCUACGAACUAAUAAUUUUGAAUCGCUUUGUAAAUAAAAAUUCAAUUGUUUACCGCGUACGUUAAUCACAAUCACUUAAAACAUAAUAUUGUAUUCGUAUUAUUAUGGUGUUUUUAUUCAGUAUUUAUUAAAUAAAAGCUUUCGAACAAAAAAAGAAAGAUAUUUGCUAGAAAUCGAUUGCACCCAAUGUAAUGUAUCAAUCAACAUUAUUUAUAUUUAUUGAAUUCCAAUUGUAUAAUCCAUCAUAUUAAAUCAUAAUUGAAUCAAUGUGUUGAUAUUAUCUUUAUAUUGUAAAAAUGAUAUUUAUAAAUGGAAUUAUUUUUACUUAAUUUAAUAAUAUUGCUUCAAAAUUUUAUUACUUCAUAUAUUUGUUUACACUCAGUAUGAUUUAUUCUAAAAUGGGCUUUAUCUAUUUAUACAAUGAUCAUUAUAAAAUAAAUCGAUGUAUAUUAUUGACUGUAUUCCAUUUUUAAAUACUGACUUUUUCUCGUUUAUUUUUAUUAUAACAUAAAAUAGAAAUCUUGAGUUAUGAUAAAUAUUCCGUCAUUGUAUUGCUUUAUUUCUGUGAUAAUGUAACCUUUAUGUUUAUUUAAGUUAUAAAGACUAAUUGUAAUACUUCACUUAAUUUGUAAACUUGUUAUCAAUGAAGGGGUUGAUAUUAUGUAGUUUCCAAAAUCUACACACAAUAUACUGUUUAUGAACAAUGAUUUUUUUUUAAUGUAAUUUCUGAUCUAUUCAUAAAAAAAAAACAAAUUGAAAAUAAAGUUUGUCAAAUGUUUUGUAUUCGGGAAUUUUGUAAAUAAUAUAGUUAGAAGUAAAAUAAUAAAAGUAAAAUAAUGUGCAAUUAUCCACUCCAUUUAAAACACAGUACCGAAGUGACUUUUGUUUGAUACCAGUUGUGUUAAAUACUUAAAGUUAAUAAAACUAUAACGAUGA